Messenger RNA from Closterium sp. NIES-67, 3126 nucleotides. Lineage: Eukaryota; Viridiplantae; Streptophyta; Zygnematophyceae; Desmidiales; Closteriaceae. The record is from the annotation of a GenBank genome assembly.
UGUGACGAGCCUCAUCCUUGAUUCUUGAGGUCAGCUCGCCACACCAUUUUCCACAGGGCAGGAGCAUAGGCUCGUGUCCACACAUCCCCGGGCCGUCUUUCAGUCCUGUCUUUAUUUCUUUUCUCUCCUUUUCCCGUUUUUCAUCAAAUCUCAUCAUCUCGCGAUGGCGGCUGCUGCAGCAGCAGCCGUGGCUUGUCCGAUGCACAGCCUCCCUGCGUUACGAUUAGAGACAGCAGCCAGCAGUGCUGUCACCACUGCAGCCACCCUCUCAUCCACCACCAUCUUCCCUGCUGCCAUCACACCUGCCACCCCCUCACUCCGCGCCGAGCCGACUAGCUUCUUCGGAGCAUUCGCGGGACCUUCUCGUCACUCUGCCAGCUCGCGGUGCUCCAGCCACCACCGCCAGUCGAGUUCUUACUUCUCAGUGAUCCCAAAUUCUUCGGAUGCUGACGUGUCAACUGUUGCCACGUGGCACUCGUGGCGAACGGGAGCAACGUCGCGCUGGGCUCGAAGCGCGGCACUGGGCGGUGCGCACAGAGGACAUGGCCGUACGUGGGUGACAGUAACGGGAGCUUCAAGCCCCUUGGGCAGGCACAGCGGCGACAGUAGCAAGUGUGACAGUAGCAAGAGAUCACCCGCCCCUUCCCGAGGGAAAUCGCCCGCGUUUAGGGUUGGGCGAAGCGAUGAUGCAUCGAACCACGGGAAGCGUUACGGCGCGGAUCCUGCAAGGGCGGAAAGCCGAUUAACGACGUCCGCUCUUUCCUCUCCGUCGGGAUCCCGCCCAAUCACCCCUUCCCAAUCAUCCGUCCAUCUUUCCCCGUCCAAGAAAGCACCAUCCGCAGCUGAAACCCCCUCUGUCGCCACCGGCGCCGCCGCCGCUGGAGUAGCCUCGGCGGAUCUCUCCACCACCACCUCCCCGAUUCCUUCGUCCUUUCAUGCCUCCCUUGAAGCUUCCUUCGAAGCUUCCUUCGAAGUUUCUUCUUCAGCCGCCCUUCCGCUCACCAUGCCGCAUCUGGCGGCGCCUCUCGACCUCGGCCCGCACGCGCACCGCCAGACGCGCUUCGCGGUGGCGCUGGCGGCGCAGCUGUCGCUCUUCGCCGUGCUCGCGCUGCUGCAGCCCGUCUCCGCGCUCGCCCUCGCGCAAUCCGCGCGCGGGACGACUUCCGCGCGAACAUCCUCUCGGCGUUCUUCCGCCUCCGCCUUCGCCUCCGCCUCCGCCUCUGCCAAUGCUACGCUCGCGCUGUUGCCCACGUGCCCUGCCACGUGGCAUGAAAAGGACGCAGCUGCUGCCGCAGUGGGCGAUUUGGGCAGGUUUAAAACGGCGAAAGGGUUCAGCGCGCGUGCGACGACUAAGCACCAUGGUUCCCGCCGACCGGUUGCAGUGGCGAAAGCCGCGGCGGCAGAUGCGCAGAUGCGGACGACGGGAGGCGCGGUCGCGCGAGCGGCAGUUGCGGAAACGUUUGCGGCGUUGGCCGGGGACGAUUGGGUUCCGCAGAAUGGUAACGGGGCGGCGCGGGGAAGCAGCAGCGGGAACGGCCGGGGGGCGUGGGGGGUCCGCGGGGGAGACGCUGCGGCGGGGAGGGGGGAGUGGCAGGCGGUGAGCCUGGUGGAAGCGCGGGAGAUGGCGGAGCCGCCGUUUAGGGUGGCGGCGCCGGGUCAACGUAUAGUUGCGAUCGGCGACGUGCACGGCGACUGGCAGCAGACCCUGGCGGCGCUGCGUAUCGCUGGCGUGCUGAACGAGAAAGACGGCGUGAGCGACGAGGACCUGUGGACGGGCGGGUCGACGGUGCUGGUCCAGGUGGGCGACGUGCUGGACCGCGGCGACGACGAGAUCGCCAUCCUCUCGCUGCUCAGGCACCUGGAUAGACUCGCACAGCGGCACGGGGGCGGCGUGCUCAUGCUGAACGGCAACCACGAGACGAUGAAUGUAGCGGAGGAGUUCCGGUACGUGUCGGACGGCGGCUUCGAGGAGAGCGAGGACUUCUACUCGUUCUGCCUCUCGGAGUGCGGCGGCGACUGGGAGAGCGCGUUCAGCGUGUGGUGGCAGGCGUCGCAGGAGAUGAAGGCGACGAAGAGGAGAAGGAAAGGCCCUUGGAACGGGUGGAACCCGAUUCAGGGUCAGCGACAAGUUAGGGAGCGACACGAGCUGUUCGAAGUGGGCGGCCCGCUGGCAGCGGAGCUGGCGAGGAACAGCGCUGCGCUGAUGAUCAACGACACGCUGUUUGCUCAUGGGGGCAUUCUGCCGCACCAUGUGGAGUACGGUCUUCCCCGCAUGAACCGGGAGCUCUCCCAGUGGAUGCGGGGGGACGAGGUGUGGGGCGAGGGGGAGCGGUCCCCGAUGCCGUUCAUCGUGACGAGAGGCUUCAACAGCGUGGUGUGGACGCGGCUGUACUCGCAGGAGUACCUGGGGUCGGGCGAAGACAAGUACAAGAUCUGCACGGUUCUGGCAGCUUCUCUGGAUGCAGUGGGAGCGAAGCGGCUUGUGGUGGGGCACACACCGCAAGUGGGAGGGGCCAACGGCGAGUGUGGCGGUCGAGUGUGGCGCAUCGAUGUAGGCAUGUCCUCGGGCAUGCUCAAUGCCCCACCCCAGGUUCUGGAGAUUCUGGGCGAUUCUGUGCAAGUGCUUGGCGCACGUACCACAGACGGGCUUGCAGCUAUGCGCAUGAGAAGAUGAGGCGACGUGCGCAGCCAUGCAGCCAUGCAGCCGUGCACACCAUGUGACAAUAUCCAAGCAUGCGUCAACGAAGUUGAGAUGACAACAGUGCAGGGUUUGCGAGAUGACGAGUGGCAGCAUAUGAAGUCAACAAAAUGCUUCUCCAGCUGUCACAUCACAUCCCACAUCAGAGGUGCUAGGCCACCAUAUGGGGAAGUCUGCACCAAGUGACACCAUUGUGGCUGCUUCUUGCCGCCAAGCUUUGAGCUUUGAAACAACAGACAUACGGUGUGUUGGGUUGGGUGCAUUGUCUAUUUGUGUUUGAGUGAAAGAGGAUGGCUCUAUAAGGUUGGCCUUCCGUUGCCAAGAAGAUUGUACCUGUUGGAUUAUUGGGUUGCCUUGAUACUGUAAUUGUUGCUGAUACCGUGUUUGAACGUUGUCUCAAAAGGAUGCUUUGGAUUUACUGGCCACUA